GUGAUGCGCGCCGUUGUGACGGACUCCGGAUUCAUUUCAACGACCUGGGGUUUUUUAAAUGCACACAACGCAUGGUACACGGGCGUUUUUGCAUUUCGCACCUUUCGAGAUGCGGCCGUCACAACAGGGAAUUCAUGCCGCGACCUCGUUCGUAGGCGCGCAAAGCCAAAGUCUCUAAGCAACCACGGCAGAUCUUAUUACAGCUUGCAGUUAUGAUUGAAAUGAAACGCACAAAGCUGUGGUGUUGCUAAUUAGUCAGUCAAUGACUGAAUAAAUAAAUAAAUAAAUAAAUAAAUAAAUAAAUAAAUAAAUAAAUGAGUCAAGCACUUAACAGUCAAGCACUUUUCCCUGUGGAAAUGAAUUUCUCGAACCCAUCGGAACGGACGCCGUUCUGCAUGCUAGCUACAUAAACCGGCAGCUUUCUUUCUUUCUUGUUCUCGACACAUGGCCACUGCUUGCGUUACUUCAUCGUCUCUCCUCAUUCCGCUUCGGCCGAAUAUUCCGAUGCUCGGCUGCCAACGCUAUAGCCUACUAAAAAAAAAAAAAAAAACCCUGCUAUCUGAUAACCCAGUGUAGCUGAAGGAGUAUUCUGUUUGGGGCUUCCGGCGUUGAACGUUAUUGCGGUUCGGCAAGUGGACACAAGACGUUCACAGCUGCGCUACCACAUUAAAAGCGUCGGAAUGCCCACAGGAUGUACGAGCAAAACGCAACCACCUUCAUGAAUUGUGUCGUUUUACGCACGCAUUUCACCCGCCGCGGUUUCUCAGUGGCUAUAGUGUUGGGCUGCUGAGCACGAGGUCGCGGGAUCGAAUCCCAGCCACGGCGGCCGCCUUUCGAUGGGGGCGAAGUGCGAAAACACCCGUGUACUUAGAUUUAGGUGCACGUUAAAGAACCCCAGGUGGUCGAAAUUUCCGGAGUCCUCCACUACGGCGUGCCUCAUAAUCAGAAAGUGGUUUUGGCACGUAAAACCCCAUGUAUUAUUACUACGCACGCAUUUGUUUCUCCCCGGGCAAGAGGAGUGAAGUUUACUGUGCAAGCCUUCACCCUGCUCCCAGCCAUCAACACUAAAAAAAAAAAAAAAAAGCGGUGAGUAAUAUUCGCGCAAGUUUGUACGUGCUGCACCGGCAUACGUACCGCACACUUCUUUUUUCGAGCAGGAAACGACGCUUAUCGAUACGACAACGGUUUCAUGCUAUAAAUACACUUCCGCAGUCAAGAGUUUGAAAACCGCGACGUCAUUUGUCGUGCAAGCGGUGCGAGAAACAAAACGUCAGGCCUUCGUGAAGUUUUCAUAUUCUAUUGCUUUGGAAUGUGUCUGUUGUUGCUUUGAAAGAGUUAGCCAGGAAAGAAACAUAUGGAACGCCAGAUGGGCAGUUAACCGAGGGAAGUAAAUGCGUAUGCACGAAGAAAUUAGGCGUUUAAAUGGCGAUUCUUGUAUAUAUUCUCACUACUUUGAAUUUAGGCGCCUUUAUCUCGGGAACGCUGGCGAUCACCUUGCAUCCUGACGUGAGGUCAUGCUCAGCGGCUGAAUACUUCCAGAUUUCAGAUCUUUCGAUCGCCUACACAGAGCCGCAGCUGGCUCUCGAUUUCACAGCAGUCGUGGCCCGGACGCUGAGACAACGUCCCUGGUUCGCAAUUCACAUGACCCGUCCUCCGUACCACAGGGACGUCUGCAAAGACACCGGAAAACUUUGUGCUUACGAAAUGUGCGACAUCACAACCCCCAGCGCGAGAUUGAGCGACGACAGGGAUAUCUGUCUAAUCGAGAAGGGAAGGUACAACAUCAGUGUCACCUUGCCGGCGCCACCACUGAUUGAUCCCCGAGAACGAUUGACGACGACCACGGAGCGAUCCCUGGCCGACGCCGCAAGUUUCUCCAACGUCACGGACCUGUCUCUCAGCUUCGCCUCGCUGACGAGCUACAGCCGCUUCGACCCCCACGUCGUGGACGCGCUGUCCCGACUCACCCUCGAGUCCCUAUGGCUGACCAACAUCGGCGACGUCAGCGUGUCGGCCAUAGCAAAACGCUGUCGCGGCCUCGAGUGUCUCGGUCUCAGCGAAUGCGUCGUGCGCGACGAGGAGAUCGACGAGAACACCGUGUUCCAGUGUCUCCCCACGCUGCGCAUCGGCAGUUCCAUGAGCGAAUGGACGUUCUUCGGACUUCUCCGCUCGUGCCCCUGUCUGGCUGAGCUGCAAAUGUACAAAUACACCCUGACGACGGCGUUCAUCGUCGGCCUGCCACGGUUCUCCUGUAAACACCGGACCCUCGACUGUAUCGAACUACUGACGCUCCACGCGAAUGUCGGCGGCCGCAGCGGCCUCGACGGACGGCAUGAACUUCCGUCUGACCUGGAUAAUGUUUUCGCCCUGCUGCCGGCGUUACGAAGCGUUCGCACGGACGACUACAGGGGCGGCUACGCAUCGAGAACUGCGCGCCGUGGGUGGACCUGCAGUGGGGCUUGUGUACGGUCUGCUUUGCAGAGUACCCGAAGGUCGACGCGGUGGCGUAAUCUUCAGGUACCCGAAUGUGGCGUAAUCUUCAUUAUUCAAAGUAGUAGGUUGCGUAGACGAUCCUUAAAGAAGUAUUGCGCAUAUGUGGUAGCGAAACGGCGAUACCUUCUAGUUUUAAAUAUUCGCGCAGAGGAGAUUAAAUCGACGGGCAGUCGUACGAACUGCUCCAGCACGGUAUGCCUUUUAAAGGUUCCCAGAUCCGGUGGAGAGCGAUGGAAUGCGCGUCCGCGGUUGUUCAGUAACCAGUUGAACUCUUCGCGGAAAAUAAAGUGAUGUUCUGCGAUGCUGACGCAGUGUGAAUAUGUAUAGUGCGCACGAUGGAAACAAGGUGAUUGAGGCAUGCACUGGAAAUAUCUGCGUCUGCAUUUCAACAACUGCGAGGACUGAGAUGUGCAG
Dermacentor andersoni is the source of this 2907-nucleotide messenger RNA. RefSeq lists its product as uncharacterized. The record is from RefSeq and is a predicted model, not a curated record. NCBI's taxonomy places the organism in Eukaryota, Metazoa, Arthropoda, Arachnida, Ixodida, Ixodidae.